AAUUGGGCUCAUAAAUAGUGCAGUCCAUAACACUCGAGCCGAAUCGGCCAACAUUUUUUUUUCUAUAAAUAAAAUCAAAUUUAUCAAUUUUAUAUUUUUCCCUUGCCAAAUCAAUAUCUCGGUUUCAAACGUCUGAAGCAAAUUGCUUCCAUGCUAUACAAGGGAAAGCCCCAAAUUAAGACUGAUUAAAGAAAAAGGCUGCGAAUCGAGCUCGAAUUAGACAAUAUUUGUAAUAAUUAGGGUAUAAUUACUCAAAUUAUAACCGACGGAGAAGAUGCGACGGCAGGGCGGGCACUACGGCGGCGAUUCCGGCGGCGGUGGCGGGGCUCAAUCGAAUCAGAACAGCAAGUCUGGGUAUUACCAGGGGCGCCACCAGGAGCAGCAUCAGCAGCCCGGAGACAAGGAUGGAGCUCAGCAUAGCAAUCAAUGGCGGUGGGAAAGAGACGGCGGCCCCGAAGCUAAAUUGCCGCAAACUGCUAUGUCUCCCACUGCGCCUUUCUCCGAAGGCCAAGGGCGUGAUGCACCCAGAUCCUAUUACCAGAACCAGAGGAUGGACCCCCGGAUGCCAACGGAGAGACAGGGUGGAGGAGAUCCUAGAUCUCAGUCCCAUGAAGAGGAUAUGGAUAUAGGCUAUGAAGAUACUCGUGUGACGCCGACAUUGGAAGGUCUUGAACAGAGAUUUGUGGAUGACAUCAUGAAACUGAGCAAAGAACAAACAGAUGCAGAGGAUGCUGAAAAUGCUAGGCAUAGGGAGAGAAUAAUUGCAAUCAACGCCAAAUACGAAGAGCAGUUAUUCGCCCUCCGAGCCAAGCACGUCAGCCGGAGAGACGAGUUCCUCCGGAGAGAAUCUCAAGCAAGGCAUCAGCAAUACCAGCAGAUUUUUAUGGAGCAGUAUCCCACCAGCGGAGCCGGCCCUAGCAGUGACCCUCGGAGUGUGAAUGCAGGAUCGGGUGGCGAACCACACCGCUCCUACAACUCAGACUCGUAUGACUCGUACAGAGAACGGGGCCGAUACCCUAGGGAUCAUGGAUACGAGCCUAAAGCUCCGUAUCCGAGGGGCCGCGCCUACGAAUCGGCCUCCCGUUAUUACUGAUUAGUGUUUUCUAGGACCGGCAUAGCUUUGUAUUUCUAGGAUGAGCUACUGAAAUCUCGUUAACUUGCCAUCUUCAUGUCGUUGAGGAACUCAUCGUUUUACAUUAUGUGGCUCUGUGCUGAGAGACUUUUGUGUUUGUAUCGUCAUUUAUUUUUACACCAGAAUACAUCAAUCCAAGUAGUAGGAAUUCACGCGA
Messenger RNA from Salvia miltiorrhiza (redroot sage), 1289 nucleotides. RefSeq lists its product as uncharacterized. The record is from RefSeq and is a predicted model, not a curated record. Lineage: Eukaryota; Viridiplantae; Streptophyta; Magnoliopsida; Lamiales; Lamiaceae. The coding region runs from base 275 to 1093 and encodes 272 amino acids. The transcript has 3 exons.